AUGAAAAAAUUCUUGUUCUCAAUAAAAAAUUUAAAACGAUGCUGCUAUUUAUUAGUUUUUCUAGUUCUCCUGCAAUACUUCCUAUAUUAUACGCGAAAAUAUAAUUUUAGUGACUUUUCUGUAGAGAAGCAGCAGAUUAAACUCCUUUUUGAUCCACAAGAUAAGAUUGAUUGGGAAAAUACAAGUUUUAUUCAAUAUGAAGCAAGUCGAGUUGGUCCUGGCGAACAAGGUAAGCCUUAUAAGUUGACGGACCCAGAUGAAAUCAAGCAGAAUGAAGAAUAUUUAAAGAAAGAAGGUUUUUAUGUGCUUGUUAGUGAUAAAAUUUCGCAGCAGAGAGCUCUUCCGGACCAUCGACCUAAUUCUUGUAAACACAAAAAAUAUUUGAAGAAGCUGCCAAAAGUGUCUGUCAUCAUCACUUUUCAUAACGAAGUAUGGAGCGUGCUAUUGAGAUGUAUUCAUUCAAUUUACAAUCGUUCACCACCUGAGCUACUGCAUGAAAUAAUUUUAGUAAAUGACAAAAGCACAUUUGAAGAACUUUAUGAGCCACUUAAGAAACUUGUGACUGGUGCAUUCGAAGGAAAGAUUAAGAUUCAUGAUAAUGAGAAGCGCGAAGGUUUAAUAAAAGCAAGAAUGAUUGGUGCGAAAUUAGCAGAAGCUGAAGUGAUAAUUUUUCUCGAUUCUCAUAUGGAAGUAACAAAUACAUGGCUGCCUCCAUUAUUGGAACCAAUUGUUUAUAAUCCAACGUAUGCUACAGUUCCACUUGUCGAAGGAAUGAAUCAUGCAACAUUCGAGUAUGAAUUUAUUGGUCAUGGUUAUAGGGGAACUUUUGAUUGGAACUUUAGAUAUCAAUGGAUUCCAUUUAGGGAAGAAAGAGCAGAUCCAGGACAGAAUUACAAUCUUUCAAGCAUGACAGGAGGAGCUUAUGCGAUUCGCAGAGAACAUUUCUUUUAUCUUGGUGGAUACGAUGAAGAGUUGAAGAUUUGGAAUGGAGAGAACUACGAGUUGUCAUUAAAAUUAUGGCUGUGUUCAGGUGGAAUUUUUACAGUUCCAUGCUCUAGGAUAGUUCAUUUAAGUAAGCUACGUAGUGCUUAUAGAGAUUUAGGUGAUGGAUCCGACUUUGUUGGCAGAAAUUUAAAGCGAGUCGCUGAGGUUUGGCUUGACGACUACAAACAAUAUUUUUAUAGAAAUGACUUAAAACGCUAUAGCAAGAUUGAUGCUGGAAAUUUAACAGAACAAUUCAAAAGAAAGGAAUUGCUCAAGUGUAAACCUUUUAAAUAUUUUCUUGAUGAAAUAGCACCCGAAAUGCUGCUUUACUAUCCAAUUGAACCGCAAUAUUUUGCUGCAUUUUCAAUACAGCAUAUGUCAUCUUUAAGAUGUAUAAGCCUCAAUAAAAUGAGCUAUCACGAACGUUUGAUUCUAUCAGGAUGUAACUUAGACUUAGCAAAUCCUCCCACAGGAACAGGUUUCAAAUUAACGUUUGAAAAAAGCAUUAGAUACAAUGACACUAAUGACCAAUGCUUAAAUGGAAAUACGUUGGCACUCUCAAAUUGUCAUCAUGCAGGAUAUGAGCAGCAUUGGGUAUUUAAUUUAGACUCGAGGCAAAUUUAUCAAGCAUAUGAGAAGAAAUGCUUAGCUGGAAGCGAUACUGAUGAUUCACUAACAUUAGAAUUAUGUGAUGAUAGUUUACUAAGUCAAAAAUGGAGGUGGGGAUAUGAAAAUAUUACUGCCUUAAUGAACUGGGACAAAACAGGGAUUAAAGUCAAUUGA
This is a messenger RNA of Chironomus riparius, 1767 nucleotides long. NCBI's taxonomy places the organism in Eukaryota, Metazoa, Arthropoda, Insecta, Diptera, Chironomidae. The record is from the annotation of a GenBank genome assembly.